AUGAACGGGCCGCGUGCCUCAAUCCGGGUUUUCCUUUGUGAUCUCCCUGCUCUAGCGACUGAUACGAAAGUCCGCUUUCUAGGCUGCGUGAGGCAAUAUGAUGUCAACACUGGCAACUUAAUUCUGGAGCAUAACUAUCCACGGAGCAAGAAAGAGCCGGACUCUGUUUAUGUGGAUGUCAAUGCUGUACUCGAGGACCUUACCUCGGAGCAGCUUCGAGUCGGCGCCUGGUUGAAUGUGAUAGGCUAUAUCCGAGAUCUUAAUACACCUACUCCGUCAUUUUCAUCCUCUCAGCUGAGCUCAUCUCAAGCAAAUGGACCCUCUGAGAUUGCGACUGCUCCCGUCAAGGUUACACCUCGACCGGUGCACAUCGAUGCCGUGCUGGUCUUUCCUGCGGGUGCCAUCGCGCUGGGCGAGUACGAGCGCAUUCUUCGCAAUGCUCAAGACGUGGAGCAGCGCAUGUGCUUUUCAGGGUGA
Messenger RNA from Penicillium brasilianum, 477 nucleotides. The record is from the annotation of a GenBank genome assembly. NCBI's taxonomy places the organism in Eukaryota, Fungi, Ascomycota, Eurotiomycetes, Eurotiales, Aspergillaceae.